CUAUUUGCAUUUGUGGAAGAAGAAUGGGAAUAGCAGACGACAGCUUAAAAGGUUACCUGGAAAACUUGCGAGUUGGAGGGAUUGAAAGCGCUCAACAAAUUAUACAACAGUUGCUAGAAGACCCAAACGUUCACGUAUUUGGUGAAGUUUUGCUGGAACCAACUAUUCUUCAGUUAAAACAGGAUGGUGCUCAGAAAGAUUGGGUUCAGUUGUUGGAAAUAUUUGCAUAUGGAACUUGGAGAGAUGGUCAAAAUGGCAAGCUUUGGAACGUCAUCAGUGAUGAAGCUAAAAGAAAACUCAAACGUUUGACAGUUGUACAACUUGCAUCAAAACAAAAGCAACUGAAUUACUCCGAUCUUAUGGAAACCUUGGGACUGGUUUCUGUGAGAGAGUUGGAAGAUUUACUUAUGGACUGCAUCGAAUACAGGUUGAUGCGAGGGAGAUUGGAUCAGAAACAACAAUUGUUUCAAGUAGAAUGGACAAUGGGAAGAGAUGUUUCAGACUCUCAGUUGAAGGAAAUGAUCGACAGCUUUUAUCGAUGGGAGACGAAUGCUCAGUUGUUAUUAGAACAGUUGGACUCACAGAUGGCUUAUAUACAAAAAAAGGAAACGGAGUUUGAAAUGGAGAGAACCCAUACGAUAAAACAAGUGGAAUCUGUCCAAAGACAAGUACGAGAACAGCAACUGAGACAAGAACAAGAGAUAGAGCUACAUAGUUCAAAUGAAAGGAGUAGAAGAGAUAAAAGAGCCAAGAGAAGAUCUUCAGCCUUACAUAGAAGUUCCGAAUAAUCAAAGUGUUCUUUUACUUUUCUGGAAUAACGUCAUCUUUGGAUAUAACUAUUUGUACGAGCAUGAAGUAUUCCAUGGU
Galdieria sulphuraria is the source of this 867-nucleotide messenger RNA. Its product is annotated as COP9 signalosome complex subunit 7. The record is from RefSeq and is a predicted model, not a curated record. The transcript is spliced from 5 exons. Bases 24 to 788 code for a protein of 254 amino acids. Gene Ontology annotation, cellular component: COP9 signalosome. NCBI's taxonomy places the organism in Eukaryota, Rhodophyta, Bangiophyceae, Galdieriales, Galdieriaceae.